AUGGCCUCAUUCAAGAAGUCCUUUGAGAGCCUAAAGGGCACGGGCCACUCUGCAGCCAAGGGAGUGACAGACAACACAGUGGAAGCAGCUCAAGAGGCGAUACAGCAGGUGGCAGACUCCUCCAAAGAAACCAUGAGUGCAGCUGCCCAGGAGGUGAGCAGACAGAGUCAAGCCUCCAUUGGCAAAGCUGCGGACAAGGCCUCCGACGGCAUCAAAGAGUUUGGACAGAGCCUGCACACAAAAUGA
Molecule: messenger RNA, 246 nt
Organism: Knipowitschia caucasica
Lineage: Eukaryota; Metazoa; Chordata; Actinopteri; Gobiiformes; Gobiidae
Source: the annotation of a GenBank genome assembly